UUUAAAAACUUCUCUCAAACCCACGUUUUCAUACGGACACACAAGUCACUCACUAGUGUUUGCUGUAACUGUAAAAAAGAAACCACACAAAAAGGUCUGCUUUUCGCAGAAGGGGGGAAAAAUGGCGAACCCUCCAAAGCCAUGGAAAGUGGAGUACGCGAAGUCAUCAAGAUCUUCGUGCAAGACUUGCAAAAAUUCUAUUGAUAAGGAAAAUUUAAGGCUUGGAAAGAUGGUCCAAGCCACCCAAUUCGACGGUUUCAUGCCUAUGUGGAACCAUGCAGCAUGCAUCAUGAGGAAAGCAAAGCAGAUAAAAUCGGUCGAUGAUGUUGAAGGCUUAGAACUGCUUCGUUGGGAAGAUCAGCAGAAAAUAAGGAAGUAUGUUGAUGAUAGUGCUGUGUCCUCUACUCCUAUUCCCACGGAGUUAGAAUGUGGUGUUGAGAUUUCGCAAACGUCUCGUGCUACUUGUAGGAUUUGCAACCAGAAAAUUAUGAAGGGAGAGAUUCGCAUAUCAACCAAACCUGAAGGUCAAGGUGCUAGGUCACUUUCCUGGAAUCAUGCCAAAUGUUACCUGGAGACCUCACCAAGCUCUGCAGUCGAUAAAUUUUCUGGAUGGGGCUCUCUUUCAGACACCGAUCGUGCUACUCUUCUUUCAUUCGUGAAAGAGAAUCCUUCCCGAUCAAAAGGCAAAGAAGUAUUGCACGAAGAAUCAAUACCCAAAGAGGGCACUAAGCGGAAAAGAGCUGAUGAAAGUAAUUCGAAAGCAAAAAUUUCUAAAUCUAGUGGGGAUGCUUCUUCAAACAAGAUUAAACAGUUGGAAGACGGACAAUCCAAAGCGUCUAACCUGGAAAGCCAACUGGAAAAGCAGACGAGAGCAUUAUGGGCCCUCAAAGAUGAUCUCAAAAAGUAUGUUAGUACUUCGGAGUUGAGAGAGAUGCUUGAGGCAAAUGAACAAGACUCGAGAGGGUCUGAACUUGAUCUACGAGAACACUGUGUUGAUGGGAUGUUCUUUGGGGCACUUGCAAAAUGCCCCAUGUGUUCUGGUUGGCUCCGGUACUCCUCAGGCUUAUAUAGAUGCGGUGGGUUUUUAUCAGAGUGGACUAAGUGUUCAUAUUCCACUUCCGAACCUCAACGUGUUAAGGGAAAGUGGAAAAUCCCUGAAGAUUCAACUAAUGACUAUCUUCUCAAGUGGUUCAAGUCGCAAAAGGUGAAAAAAGCAGAAAGAGUGCUACCUCCCAAUUCGCCUUGUGGGCCAUCGGGUACUCAAGCUUCUAAUCAGCUAAGUCAGUCAUCCAAGCUUGAAAAUAUUGGCGAUUUAAAAGUUUCCUUUUUUGACGUACCUAGUGAAUCAGUGGUUGAGUGGAAGAAAAAAAUUGAGGAAGCAGGUGGACAAGUUCAUCCAAAGAUAAAAAAGGAGACCAAUUGCUUAGUUGUGACUAGUGGGUUUGAUGGCAAUGCUACUGAGGUUAAAAAGGCAAGGAGGAUGAAAAUACCAAUCGUGAGGGAAGAUUAUAUAGCAGAUUGCAUUAAACGGCAGAAAAAACUCCCUUUUGAUUUGUACCGAGUAGAAAGCAUGGAAAAGAGACAUGAGGUGGCGACAGUCAAAGUCAAGGGUCAAAGUUCCGUGCAUGAGUCUUCUGGGUUACAAGAUUCGGGACACAUUCUGGUGGAUGGAAAGAGUAUUUAUAAUACAACUUUGAGUAUGUCUGAUCUAUCAACUGGGAUCAAUAGUUAUUAUAUUCUUCAAAUCAUUCAAGAUGACAAAAGCUCGGAUUGUUAUGUAUUUCGUAAAUGGGGUCGAGUUGGAAACGAGAAAAUCGGUGGAAAUAAGCUCGAAGAAAUGUCUAAAUCCGAUGCGAUACAUGAAUUUAAACGGCUGUUUCUAGAGAAGACUGGAAAUUCAUGGGAGUCAUGGGAAGGUAAAAAGGAUUUUCACAAGCAACCUGGAAGAUUUUAUCCACUGGACAUUGAUUAUGGGGUGAAAGAUUUGACCACAAAGAAACAACUUGAUUUCAAAAGCACCCGUCUUGCGCCUCAGUUGGUGGAACUAAUGAAGAUGCUAUUUAAUGUGGAAACAUACAGGGCUGCUAUGAUGGAGUUUGAGAUCAAUUUGUCCGAAAUGCCCCUAGGGAAGCUCAGCAAAAAUAACAUUCAAAAAGAGACUCUUAUAGUCGAUGCUAGCAACCGUUUUUUCACAGUUAUUCCUUCUAUUCAUCCACAUGUUAUCAAGGAUGAGGAUGACUUCAAAGCAAAGGUGAAAAUGCUUGAAGCACUUCAAGAUAUUGAAAUAGCUUCCAAAUUAGUCGGUUUUGACGGUCAUAGUAGCGAAUCCAUUGAUGACAAGUACGAGAAGUUACAAUGUCAUAUUUCUCCUCUUUCUCAUGACGAUGAAGACUUUAAACUCAUCGACAAGUAUCUUCAAAGUACUCAUGCGCCCACUCAUACUGAAUGGGCUCUUGAAUUGGAGGAAGUGUUUUCUCUUAAUAGGGAAGGAGAAAUCGACAAAUAUGCCCCUUAUCGAGCAAAACUCAAGAACAAAAUGCUUCUCUGGCAUGGAUCACGUUUGACAAAUUUUGUCGGUAUUCUAAGUCAAGGGUUGAGAAUUGCUCCUCCAGAGGCUCCAGCAACAGGCUACAUGUUUGGGAAGGGAAUUUACUUUGCUGACCUUGUCAGUAAAAGUGCUCAGUACUGUUAUACAGACAAGAAGAGUCCUGUGGGGCUUAUGCUUCUCAGUGAAGUUGCCUUAGGCGAGGUUUAUGAGCUUACAAAGGCACAGUAUAUGGAUAAGCCUCCAAGAGGGAAGCACUCAACAAAAGGCUUGGGCAAGAAAGUACCACUGGAAUCGGAUUACGCAACAUGGAAGGACGAUGUGAUUGUACCUUGUGGAAAACCGGUCGCAUCAAAAGUCAAGGCAUCAGAGCUCAUGUACAAUGAGUAUAUCGUCUAUAAUACAGCUCAGGUGAAAAUGCAGUUUCUAUUGAAGGUGAGGUUCCAUCACAAAAGAUGAUCUAUUUUCCAAAUAGUUGGCGUCGUUUAAAGAACAACAAUGCCGUUUUGUGUAAAGUGUUUUUGUGAUCUUGCCCGUUGAAUUUCAUAUGAUAUCACCGUUCAGUUUUCUACGGAGAUUUUCCUAAUUUGGUUUGGCGGGAAUUUUGUAUUUGUUAGGUCUCGUUUUGGGGUUUGCUAGGAGAUCUAAUUCACUGUUCUGGGUCUGUUUAACUAGGGUUUAUUUUGAUGGAUUUUCAAGAUAAUGUGAUACUUUUUUUCCAGACGUAGACUAUGAAACUUUUAUAUGUUUAUGUUUUCUUAGUGUCACGAAAAUUGAAAUUAUG
Molecule: messenger RNA, 3329 nt
Organism: Striga asiatica
Lineage: Eukaryota; Viridiplantae; Streptophyta; Magnoliopsida; Lamiales; Orobanchaceae
Source: the annotation of a GenBank genome assembly